UCUUGCUCUCUUAUUAUCAAAACUGGUAAAGAACUAUCAACAAUAGGGACAAACCACCUUAUCCGCUCCCCUCAAACUGCCAUGGCUUCCACUUUUGCUAAAUUCCUCUCUCCUGCACUUACCCUCCCUCUGCUUCACCCUUGCCCAAAACAUAAACACUUCACCAUAAAAUGCACUUCAAACACAUCCCCUGAACCUGAUGAUUUCCCACCCCCAGACUCUGAAACCACCAACAGCGCAGAAAAGUUCCCCAUUGAAAAGAGGAGAAAGUCUGCAAUAAUAAGAGACAGAAAAUCAAGAGUGGGUCUUGUAAAGCCCGAGCCGCCGAAUUACGAGAUAGGGUGGAAGAGAACUAAGCCGAUUCAGGUGGAAAAGCCAAAAGGGUACGUGAUUAUGGACUUUUUGGAGAAGUUGGUGGGACUCAUGGAUAGAGAAUAUGGAUCGACAACGCUGCUGGCGAAAGUCGGAGAGAUCGUGGCCGAGAGGGUGAGAGAGGAGGCAGAGGUGUUGAGAGAGGAAGGGAAAGUUGAUGACAGAAUGGUAACAGAGUUGUCCAGAGUUUUGAAGUUGAUGGAGAUGGAUUUGACUAUGGUUAGAGCGGCUGUGAAAGAGGAGACAAUCAAAGAGAGGCUUGAACAGGCCAAGGCUAGGUGUAGGCAAGCUAUUCUAGUUGCUAAUUCUUUUUGACUGUUUGUUGUGUUUUGAGGCAACAAAGAGUGAAAAAAAUACUCUGUUUUUGGGGGUGAAAAAUCAAGUUCUUGGGUGAAACAAAAUCCAUCAAGUUUUCUUCAGCAAAAUUGGAAUGGAGUAGGUGUUUUGAUAUUUCAUGGUGUAAAAAGAGAUCAAAUAAAUGUACUUCAGGUGGGAAGGCCCUGUUUAUUAA
Messenger RNA from Rhododendron vialii, 883 nucleotides. Its product is annotated as protein CHLORORESPIRATORY REDUCTION 41, chloroplastic. The record is from RefSeq and is a predicted model, not a curated record. The coding region runs from base 82 to 687 and encodes 201 amino acids. Lineage: Eukaryota; Viridiplantae; Streptophyta; Magnoliopsida; Ericales; Ericaceae. The transcript has a single exon.